This is a messenger RNA of Neolamprologus brichardi, 4062 nucleotides long. The record is from RefSeq and is a predicted model, not a curated record. Lineage: Eukaryota; Metazoa; Chordata; Actinopteri; Cichliformes; Cichlidae.
UUGAGGGUUUCUCUCAGAGCUCCCGAGGAACAGCCACUGUCAUUUCUUAUCUCAACAGCUGGGUGGAGUAAAAGUCGGUGAUAACACGUUCUUCAAAGGGAAUUUCUCAGAAAGCUCAAUAUACUCAAGAGCCGGUUAGACAUCUCAAUUAAAGGCUGAUCAGUCUAAAGGGGUUCGAGGCACAGAGGAGGUCCGACAGCUGAAUGGUUUUUGGCAGUGUCACGUGGAACGAAAGUGAUACUUGGGUUUUUUUCCCCUCCUAUUUUCGUUUUUUUUUCUAUUUUCUUUUUUCUUUUUUAAAGGACAUCUUAAGUAGGUUAGUGUCGCGGUGGCUGUGCUUCAGUUCAGUUCAGUUCAUUUCUGGAGCAGAUAAUGGGGGACAGGUGCGCUCCGGAUACAACGGAGAAUGGUCCACACAUGGGAGUAAUAGGUCCAGCUGCCGCGGACCCCAUUGAACACAGCGGGAUCAUAAACAGGGAGAACGACUUGGGGGUCACUACGCGUCUAUACACGAGGCGAUGGAUGAUAGUGUUCCUCUUCAGCUCUUACUCUCUGAUUAACGCUUACCAAUGGAUCCAAUACGCGAUCAUCAGCAACAUAAUUAUGAAGUUCUACAAGGUGGAAGCCUUCGCCGUGGACUGGCUGUCUAUGGUCUACAUGCUCACAUACAUCCCCUUCAUUUUCCCAGUCACCUGGCUCCUGGAUAUUAAGGGACUGCGGGUCACAGCGCUGAUUGCGAAUGCGCUCAACUGCGCCGGGACGUGGAUAAAGGUGGCCAGUGUCAAACCGAGCCUAUUCUGGGUCACCAUGCUUGGACAGUUUAUGAGUUCCUUUGCCCAGGUUUUCAUCCUCGGGAUGCCCUCCCGCCUGGCGUCGGUGUGGUUCGGAGCGAAUGAGGUUUCCACCGCCUGCUCCAUUGGAGUUUUUGGCAACCAGUUGGGUAUUGCCAUUGGGUUCCUGGUUCCACCCAUCCUCGUGCCGAACGUGGAUGACAUGGACGAGCUGGCACAUCAUAUCAGUAUCAUGUUCUACAUUAGCGCAGGCAUGGCCACCGCCAUCUUUGUUCUCGUGGUCAUCGUGUUUCAGGAGAAACCUGAGAUCCCACCCAGCCAGGCCCAGGCACAGGCCAGGAACAUGCAGCCUGAUGAGUACUCCUACACAGCCUCCAUCCUGAGUCUGCUGCGCAACAAGCCCUUCAUGCUCCUGGUGGUCAGCUAUGGCUUGAACGUUGGCUGCUUCUAUGCUAUUUCCACACUGUUGAACCGGAUGAUCAUUGAACACUAUCCUGGUGAAGAGGUGAAUGCUGGGAGAAUCGGUCUGACCAUUGUCAUUGCUGGCAUGGCGGGCUCCCUCAUAUGUGGCAUAUGGCUGGACAAGACCAAAACCUACAAACAGACCACCUUGGCCGUGUAUAUCCUUUCUCUAAUUGGGAUGCUGGCCUACACCUUCACCCUCAACUUGGGUCACCUGUGGGUGGUGUUCGUUACAGCUGGAGUUUUAGGUUUCUUUAUGACAGGAUACCUGCCUCUGGGUUUCGAGUAUGCAGUAGAGCUCACCUACCCAGAAUCGGAGGGGACCUCGUCCGGACUGCUUAACUGUUCAGCUCAGAUCUUUGGAAUCAUUUUCACCAUAGCUCAGGGAAAGAUCAUGGAUCACUGGGGAACUUUAGCCGGAAACAUAUUCUUGUGCAUCUUUCUGCUAAUAGGAACAGUGGUGACAGGAUUUAUCAAAUCUGACCUCCGACGGCAGAAGGCCAACCAACAGGUUGAGGUGCAGACAGUGAGUCCUGCAGGCUCCCUGUCAUCGGUGCAGGACUACGGGGCCACGUCGUGCGGCAGCCCCUGGCAACGGCAGUCUUGACAUUAACCCACAAGCUCACAAACACCAAAACACACACCUGCCAAGACAAUUACUGCUGAUCUGGAAAGAGAAAUCUCUCCACCUGGAAUCUUGAAAGAGGAGAGGUUGUGAGGAAGACAGAUAUUUCUCUGUCCAAGAUAUCAGAAUAUCACCGUGUACAGAUUAAAAACAAAUAAGACACAUUAAAAAACAAGAACAAAAACUGACACAUCGAGACGCAUAAUCAUGCACAAACGACUGAGGAGCUGAAAGCUGUGAACUGUAAGAACAUGGAGGCUGAAUCACAGAGAACAGUGUUGCUUUACGGAGUUCUGUUUGGACUCUGUGAUGCAGAAAUCCACAUUGGUAUUACACCCCAAACCACCAUGGGGGAAUGCACUUUCAAGGUUUUUACAUCAUGGGAUGAUGGCAUUUUACAUGUCUUGUUAGGUGCAAUGUAUCUGCCACUUUAGUGACUCCAACCUUCAAUCUAACUGAAUGCCUUUCCUAGUUUUCUUCUGUGUUAAUGUAGUGUUUUAUGCAUUUGACUGGCAAUAUUGAAAGUUUUCUAAUAUAUGACCAAUAUUGUGUGUAAUUUAACUCUCUCUUUACAUUGAUGAAGGUGUCUCAUGUUAGUGUUCUGUGUUUAGAAUAUGUGUAUUCAAUGCAGAUUAAGGACUGCGACGUGUUUACCUGUCAGGCAGCCAAGUCACCUUUCGCCUAAUUGAGGCUUUCGUAUCUGUCGUCUGCCGUUCAGGAUGACAGUAUUACUUGUGAAUACUGCUGAUGCAAUGCAUCUGAGUUUACUUUGAGGGGGAGGGGGGGUGGUCAAUAUUGGUCCCAUUUCACUGUGAUUGACCUCUUUAAAAAGACACAAGAGGCAAGAAUGUCUGGAACGUAAAGGAUGUCAGCACAGCAGAAAAUACGAACAACACAAUGGGAAAUUGCGACUAAUCAGAUCUACUGCCCUUGUCAUUUUGCACAGUUUUUAUGUGUACUUUUUCCUUUUGGUACUGUAGAAUUAUACAAACAGGCGACAAAUCGAAGGGAAAUCCAUCAGAAAUAUGUCUUGGGUGUUGGGCCAAUACAUGCCAGAGUCGGAGUAAUGCAGCACAGUUCUUGUGGAAAAUAUUACCUAAUUUUGUGUGAAUAAUUGUAUUGGCAAGCAAAUAUAAGAUGGCCAAAAUCUCCUCUUUAUGGUCAAUGUGGUUAAAUUCUGGUGACUUUAAAGGCUUAACACAUCUUAUUUUUUAUAGUCAGUAAGUGUCCCAAGUGUCCAACAGAUGUGGCACCACUUUGCACAGUUGUGCACCGAUCCUGAGUGGACCUAAACAGUGCCAAUCAAAUGCCCUCCACCUGUUAGAGCCCAGGGUCAAGGGCUCAAGUGGUUUAGUGUUUUCCUUCGUUUUGUUGCCUGUGUGUAUUUUAUGCUGUGUAACCAGUAUUUGUACAAAUUUUUACUUCAGGUAUUUUUAGGAAGUUGUCUCGAAAUGUUGAUAUUUAAUUAGGACUUUUAUGUGUCUGUGAGAGGUUCUAGUUAUUCUUAGUCUUAGGCACUUUAAAGUGCUGUGAAGUUUCCACACCCUUAGAGUUUUUGCUAUUUUGGUAUGAUGUGUAGUUGAUCCAGUCAGUAAGGAAAAAAUGAAACUGCAAUACACACUAUGGGAUUUUGAACACUGUACCAAAAACAGAAACUAAAUUAAGAACAAAUCUAUAUAUUUAUAGAUAAAUAAGCCCUAGCUAAAUGUGUCUAUGUAUUUUUGUAUUUCACCACAAUGUGGCCACGUUUAAAUCAGGAGAUUUAUGCUUUCUUUAACCCAAAUAUGAGAACAGAACAAAAUGGGGAUUUCAGUCUUUAGCACAAAUCGUGCAAAAACACAAUUACACAUUGAAGGACACUUCAAACAAAGAAUUACAAGACUACAAAAUACAAUUGCCACAAUUAUUACAGCAAUAAUAUACAUAAAAAAUCAAGAUAUUUUUUAAAAAUUAAGUUUUAUACAAAGUUAUUUGUGCAUAAAUUUCCAGGGUGUACAAAUUUUUCACAGCACACAACAAACAUCAAACCAACCUCUGCUGUAUGAUUUUUCUAAUGAGGCGCGUGGUUUUCUACUGCGUAGCCUUCCGAGAUCUUUGGUACAUCUGGGCUUUCUUUGAUUGAAAGACUAGAAAGCUGUACUUUCUCUGCUCUGGUGCAAUAAAACAAUCAUGGUGACGAGAAAA